CUUUCAUUAUUUUUUCACUGUGUCAUGUUGAUCAUCAUUAUUUCACUGAGAGUAAUUGGCUAUAUUUGAGAUUGAAGUUUGAAUCUCGUUUUGCUCUUGAGGAGUAUUGAAUGGGUGGUAAGAAAUAAAUAUGUGUGUAUGUUAAAUCCUGCUGAAUACUAUAAAGGUUGUGCUUGAUCAACAAUAUUUUCAAUUAUCAAACAUAUUUUGGAAGAGACAAUCCUAGAUUACUAUAACAUAGUUCUUAUAUUAUUCCAGGAAUUGAAUUUCAGAAGGGUACAGAAGUAGAAAAUGCAAUGAUAUUUGAGAAAAAAGACAUAGAAAUUACACCUACAAACGUUUCCGCUGUCAACCAUUUGAAAGAAUUUAGUAAGAAUUUUGUUUGUGAAAAUGAUUUUGUGCAAUAUCAUAAAUCUGAAGGGGAGAAGAGGCAGUUUAUUUGUAGAAUAUGUUCGAAAUCUUGUAAAAGAAAAGAUUUAUUGACAAAACAUGAGAAGAUUCAUACAGAGAGGAAGACACAGUUUAUUUGUAAAAUAUGUUCGAAAUCUUGUAAAAGAAAAGAUUUAUUGACAAAACAUGAGAAGAUUCAUACAGAGAGGAAGACACAGUUUAUUUGUAAAAUAUGUUCGAAAUCUUGUAAAAGAAGAGAGUUAUUGACAAAGCAUGAAAAGAUUCAUAUAGGUAAAAAAUCUUUUCACUGCAAAUUAUGUUCUAAAUCAUUCCUUAAGAGAGGAAACUUGGUUGUUCAUGAGAGACUUCAUACAGGUGAAAAACCUUUCCUGUGUAAAAUUUGCUGUACCUCUUUCAGACAACUAGCACAUCUGAAAUGUCAUGAAAGGACUCAUUCGGGAGAAAACCCGGUAGUUUGUAAAUUCUGUUUGAAAUUAUUUGCUAAUGGGGAUCAUUUGAAAGAUCAUGAGAAAAUUCAUUCAGAAAUACCCCAGUUAGUUAAUAGAUUCGAUGAAGAUAAUCCUAAUAUUUAUGAAGAAAAUAUGGAGGGUGACUUGAAAAUUUUAGAAAAAGAUAUUCAUGAAGUGAAUAUAAAAGACAAACCUACUAGCAAAGAUGUUGACGAGAGAGACAUCACACUAGAUGAAAAACCUUCUCUUGAGCUCAUUCCAGCAAUCCUCUCCAUGAAAAAUGGUCUAAAGCGCUAUAAUGAAGAGGUACACAAGUUGCCUCUCACUAUCUCAAAAAGAGACUAAACCCAUAAAUCGUACCUUACCUUAAAAAAAGGAAGAGUCAAGAAAAAAGGAAAUUUGAUGUCAAUGAAAAAUUGCACCAAAACAUGAGAGAUCAUGCAAAUAGAAAGAAAACAACUAAAAGCAGAAAAUGAAAUUUGAAGUAAUUUGCCCUUGCAGCAAAAGAUCGUAAAAGUUUGCCGAUUGGUCAGACCAUGCUUGAAGCUGUAGUUAAAAGUUGUGGAAAAUUCGAAUGUUCUCCUGGAAAUCAUAUGAAAACAGAAGAAAAUUGAAAAAAACGAUUAUGGUAGACUACGUAGUGUCUAACUCGAAGACUAUUUGGAGAUUGGCUUUAGUCUCUUUUAUGUAUUUUGAACGAUUACCUUCAUUAAACAAAUAUUUCUGUCUUCAUUUUUUCA
Leptinotarsa decemlineata (Colorado potato beetle) is the source of this 1600-nucleotide messenger RNA. RefSeq lists its product as uncharacterized. The record is from RefSeq and is a predicted model, not a curated record. NCBI's taxonomy places the organism in Eukaryota, Metazoa, Arthropoda, Insecta, Coleoptera, Chrysomelidae.